Theobroma umbraticum is the source of this 2980-nucleotide messenger RNA. Its product is annotated as subtilisin-like protease SBT3.8. The record is from RefSeq and is a predicted model, not a curated record. Gene Ontology annotation, biological process: proteolysis. Gene Ontology annotation, molecular function: serine-type endopeptidase activity. Lineage: Eukaryota; Viridiplantae; Streptophyta; Magnoliopsida; Malvales; Malvaceae.
UGUAUUUCUUCUAUUAGCCUGGACAAGGUAACCAAUGUUGCUGAAGGAACGGAACGGAACGGAACGCCUGUUUAUAAUUUCAUGUAUCUGAAAAGAAAUUGUUCGCUUCUGCUAAAAGUGCGUGGACAACACUUUCCAAUGUUGAUGGAAGCUAAAUUCUUCUCCCUUCGCCCAGGGCGUGUACGGUAAGCGAGGCUAACGUGCGUGGCUGUUGGAAUUAUCUCAUGAACCGGAUUACAUUCUGAUUAAAUGCUCAUGAGAAUAAGUUGAUUUAAUGAGUAAUGAAAAAGUUAAACGGCAGCGUAAAGUUUGACUUCUGAGUUCUAUUGGUUCCCAGUUUCCCACAACCUUAAGUUGCCAAGCCUUGCAAGCACAAGACAGCUCUGUUUUUCUAUAAUACAGUGAUAAAAAUCAGGCCUUAUGAUGAAGACUUGCAGUAUGCAUUAACCAUGGAGGUUUCCGUGUUUGCUAUUGCUAAAUAUCAAAGUGAUCUGCAAUCCCAAGAUAACCAGAGCUCCUGAUCUAUAUUUGAUCAGGAAUCAACUUCCCAUCUCUUUCUCUGUCCGCCUUUGUCAAAAGGAUAAAGAAACAGUAUGGGCAAUCCAAUGCCAUUUUUUGUCACCGCUUUCAUUCUCUUAGUGCUUAAUGGCCGUGGACUGAUGACAACAAAAGUGGAAGCCAAGAGCAAUGUUCACAUUGUUUAUCUGGGAGAAAGGCAGCUUGAUGAUCCUAAGCUGGUGACAGAUUCUCAUCAUGACUUGCUUGCUACAGUAGUAGGGAGUAAGGAAGUUGCCUCAGAUUUGAUGGUUUACAGCUACAGACAUGGCUUCUCCGGGUUUGCAGCCAAGCUUACAGAGUCUCAGGCACAAAAACUUUCAGAGUUCCCUGGUGUUGUUCGAGUAAUACCAAAUAGCCUUCACAGGCUGCAGACAACAAGAAGUUGGGACUUUCUUGGCCUCUCUUCUCAUUAUCCCACCAAUAUUCUUCAAAAUAGCAAAAUGGGUGAUGGAGUUAUCAUUGGAGUCUUUGAUACAGGAAUAUGGCCAGAGUCUAAAGCAUUUAGUGAUGAAGGACUUCGACCAAUUCCAUCGCGUUGGAAGGGUAUGUGUAAAUCUGGGGACCAUUUCAAUGCAGCAACUCACUGCAAUAGAAAAAUUAUUGGAGCUCGUUGGUUCAUUGAUGGAUUUCUUGCUGAGUAUGGACAGCCAUUUAACACAUCUCAAGACCCAGAGUACUUUUCACCGAGAGAUGCUAAUGGACAUGGAACACAUACAUCCAGCAUAGCAGGUGGUUCUUAUGUAAGAAAUGUUAGCUACAGAGGCCUUGGCCCUGGGACAGUAAGAGGUGGCGCACCACGAGCUCGGUUGGCUAUAUACAAAGUCUGCUGGAAUGUGCUUGGUGGACAAUGUGCAUCAGCUGAUAUCCUAAAAGCCUUUGAUGAAGCAAUACAUGAUGGAGUUGAUGUCUUAUCACUGUCAAUUGGGUAUUCAUUGCCUCUAUUUUCAGAUGUUGAUGAACGAGAUGGGAUUGCUACGGGUUCCUUCCAUGCCGUUGCCAGGGGCAUCACUGUUGUUUGUGGAGCUGCAAACGAUGGGCCUUCAGCUCAAACAGUGCAGAACACAGCACCAUGGAUAUUAACCGUUGCAGCAAGUACCAUGGAUCGAGCUUUUCCUACACCCAUAACGCUCGGGAACAAUAAAACCUUGUUGGGUCAAGCCAUUUUUACAGGAAAGGAGAAUGGUUUUACUGGCUUGACAUACCCAGAGGGUUCAGGGCUUGACCCUACUUCUGCAGGUGCAUGCCAAGAUCUAUUACUUAAUUCAACGUUGGUCGCUGGAAAAGUGGUACUUUGCUUUGCCUCAGUCGGUCGUAGGGUUGCCAUAAGAAGUUCUGCAGCAACUGUACAAGAAGCAGGGGGGACUGGGCUGAUUAUUGCCAAAAAUCCGAGUGACGCCUUGACUGAAUGCAGCAAUGACUUUCCAUGCAUUGAAGUUGACUAUGAAAUUGGCACCCGAAUACUCUAUUACAUCCGAUCUGCCAAGUCCCCUACAGUGAAAUUGAGCCCAUCCAAAACACUUAUAGGCAAGCCUGUGUCAGCCAAGGUGGCCUUCUUCUCAUCAAGGGGGCCUAGCUCCAUUGCACCAGAAAUUCUCAAGCCAGACAUAACUGCACCUGGAGUGAACAUACUAGCCGCUAUUUCUCAGUUGAAUAAGUUGAUGGAUGAUGGAUAUGCCAUACGCUCAGGAACUUCAAUGGCAACUCCUCAUGUCUCAGGCAUUGUGGCACUUAUCAAAGCAAUACAUCCUGAUUGGUCUCCUGCAGCUAUUAAAUCUGCACUAGUUACAACUGCAUGGACAAAAGAUGCAUCAGGUUUUCCACUCUUUGCUGAGGGAUCUCCUCAAAAACUAGCUAAUCCAUUUGAUUUUGGAGGUGGCAUUGUAAAUCCUAAUGGGGCAGCAGAUCCUGGCCUGGUAUAUGACAUGGGCACAUCAGACUACAUCCAAUACCUUUGUGCUAUGGGUUAUAGUGACUCUGCCAUCAGUCGACUUACAGGGCAAUCUACAGUGUGCCCGAUCAAAAAACCUUCCAUUGUGGAUGUAAAUGUACCGUCCAUAACCAUUUCAAGUCUUAAAAAUUCAGCCACUCUUACCAGAACUGUAACAAAUGUGGGAGCGCCUAUAUCUGUUUAUAGAGCUGUAAUUAAGCCUCCAACUGGCAUAACUGUAACGGUAAGGCCUGACAUCUUACUCUUCAACUCCACAACCAAGAAAAUCUCCUUCAGUGUCACAGUCUCUGCAGCCCACCAGGUGAAUACAGGAUAUUUCUUUGGGAGCCUGACUUGGACUAAUGAACAGCACGCUGUGAGAAUCCCCUUGUCCGUGAAAACAGAGUUUUUACAAUCUUAUGCUCAUGAUAAUUAAUUAUUGUCUUAUUGACUUAUUCCAAAAGAAUCUAUACUUCCAAGUUAUUGUUAAUUCAA